CCCACCUCCCCGCCUCAACAUCCUCCCUUUAUUCCGGGCUUUUUGUUUGUUUUUUGUCCUGACACAAAACAAAAACUCCUCCGGGGACUGCUGCGGCGGAGGCGAGUGUAAGAGGCAGAGCGGUGAUGACAGAGGAGAGGUGUCCCAAAGUGGAGCAGUAUGUUGGUGAAAUUAAAGGUGGCCUGAGACCAGCCAUGAAACUCACAGUCAUAGGAGUGGUACACUCCAACCCCAAGAGCUUUUCAGUGACUCUGCUCUGUGAUCCAGUGGAUGCAAGCAAAGAUGUUGGGCUGUUAUUUACUGUUAACUUCAGUGACAAAUCCAUCACCCGAAAUGCACGGAUUGCUGGAAAAUGGGGAAGAGAAGAGAAGACAAUUCCCUACUUCCCAUUUACAGCAGGCGAUACAUUUAAGAUGGAGCUCUUAUGUGAACACCAGCAAAUACGAGUCUUGCUUGAUGGGCGGCAGCUCUGUGACUUCACUCACCGCAUUCAGCCCCUGAACUUGGUGAAAGCUUUGCAGAUCACCGGCGACAUCAAGCUUACCAAAGUGGCUUGAAAAAAAGGAGACCACAAUAUCACCAGAAGACAGAGGCAAAUGUAGCAUUCUUGUGAAUUCAACAGCUGGAUUUCACAGUCUUCUCUGGACCAGCCCUAGGAAAUGGUAUCUGUAGCUGAAACUCCAUUGCCCAUUCUUGUAUCUAAUUAAAACUGCAUCUUUGCUGGCAAACUUUUUUACCAGCUCUGUUAAGUAUUUGAAUGCACGAGAGCAUUGUGCUGUUAUUUCAUUGCUGUAGAUUUAGAAAGAAGUCCUUAAUACGUGGCUAUUCUAAUACAUAUAUAAGCAUAUAUCAUA
Molecule: messenger RNA, 854 nt
Organism: Calidris pugnax (ruff)
Lineage: Eukaryota; Metazoa; Chordata; Aves; Charadriiformes; Scolopacidae
Product: galectin-related protein A-like
Exons: 5
Coding region: 126-557 (143 amino acids)
Molecular function (GO): carbohydrate binding
Source: RefSeq, a predicted model, not a curated record